Coniophora puteana RWD-64-598 SS2 is the source of this 1031-nucleotide messenger RNA. RefSeq lists its product as uncharacterized. Bases 1 to 825 code for a protein of 274 amino acids. Lineage: Eukaryota; Fungi; Basidiomycota; Agaricomycetes; Boletales; Coniophoraceae. Gene Ontology annotation, molecular function: GTP binding. The transcript has 5 exons. The record is from RefSeq and is a predicted model, not a curated record. Gene Ontology annotation, cellular component: mitochondrion.
AUGCGUCUGUUCUCUUUCUCAAACUCUGUCAUCCAGUCACCCGGGCUUCUCUAUUCUACCCUUCACCCCAUCUCUCAAAGAGGGCUCGGACGGAACUACAGCAAAGCCCCGAGCAUCAUCAAGGCGUUCGGUGAUGCACGGGAAGCCAGUCUUGUUGGUGUAGCUUCCCAAGUCGGUGCACUACCUAAUCUGCAUGGACUUCCAGAGGUAAGCUUUGUGCCCCAUCGCGUACGCCGCGCGAACGCGGGCAAGUCGACCUUAUUGAAUGCCGUUAUCGGCCGCAGGAAUCUCCUAUUUACAAGCAAGAAAGCGGGCCGCACACAAACGCUUAACUUCUUUCGCGUCGGUGGGGAUCCAGGAAGACUUGUCGUCGUUGACUCGCCAGGAUAUGGCGCACGAGGCCGCCCUGAAUGGGGGGCCGUGUUCGACGACUACAUUCGGAAUCGCAAUGAGUUACGACGUGUGUUCAUCCUGCUGAAUGCCAAGCAAGGCCUCACCGAUGUCGACGCCGCGAUGCUCGAGCAGCUCGGCACUAGCAUUGCCUCACGCUCCACGGACAGUGAUUCGUACGGUUCCGCGAAACGAUCAUCAACACCGGUGUCUAUUCAGCCUAUCAUUACGAAAUGCGACUCGCUCGGAGCGAAUGGGCGCGCGCGCGUCGAGGCUAUCGCUGCGGAUGUCCGAGAAGCAGCGCCGCCGGAGUGUCUGGUCAUUUCCCCACCAAUCGUCACUGCGUGCCAGACGGAGCGGGGGUUGCCGCCCUUCGGGAUUGAUGCGGUACGCCAGUCAAUCCUGGAGGCAUGCAUGGGCAUCUCCGGUCGAUAGUUUCAUCUCUCACUGCUCAAGUACUGUUUUCGGGAAUAGAAGACACGAGCCAUAUGCGCUCACAGACUCGAGAGCAGGUUACGCCUUGCAGAGUCACAGAGGGGUGCCAUGCAUAUAUGGACAUCUUUAGGAUGCUGAGCCCACCUGAAACACUUGAACAUGUUCCUCGGGCUAAACAUCGUAUCACUCUACUCGAUGCAAAGACC